AUGCUCAAAUUUUAUGCUCGUUUCGAGAUCAGCGAUGAGACGGGUGACCCCAUGACCGACCGCGAUAUGACCUUACAGCAUUAUUCCAGAAUAACAUCACUACAGAAAGCUGCGUUCACAAAGUUUCCCGAUCUUAGAUUGUUCUCUCUAGCGAACGUAGCAAGCGUUGAUACGAGGGAAUCUCUUCAGAAACACUUUGGGAAUCUCAGCGAUAAGGCAUUAAGGGCCAUUGCUACAUAUCUGAAUUUAGUUCCCAUGGAAGGCAAGGAAGAUGAAGCGCCGUGGCAUAGGCUAGAUAAAGAUUUCCUCAGGGAACUUUUGAUAUCAAGGCACGAGCGAAGAAUUUCUCAGUUGGAAGAAUUGAAUUCAAUGCCUUUAUAUCCCACGGAGAAGGUUGUAUGGGACGAACACGUGGUGCCUACCGAGGUUUACAGCGGGGAGAGAUGCCUUGCUCUACCAAAACUUAACCUCCAAUUCCUGACACUUCACGAUUACCUAUUGAGGAACUUCAACCUUUUCCGUCUAGAGAGUACAUAUGAGAUUCGUCAAGACAUCGAGGAUGCUGUGUAUCGUCUGUCGCCAUGGAAAUCGGAAGACGGUACUGUGAUAUUUGGGGGCUGGGCGCGUAUGGCUCAUCCUAUUCAGAGCUUCGCUGUGGUUGAGGUCGCGAAACCGAAUAUAGGAGAGAAGGCGCCUUCAAGGGUCCGUGCUGACGUCACAGUGACCCUCAGCGUGAGGAACGAGAUCAAGCACGAGUGGGAGAGUCUCAGGAAACACGAUGUAUGCUUCCUUAUAACCGUCAGGCCUAGCGAGGGUAUAGGUACAAAAUACGAUUACAAGAAGAGUAUGGUGGACCAGGCUGGUAUAGUGUACAUCCGAGGAUGUGAGGUUGAAGGGAUGUUGGAUGCUGGCGGGAGGGUCAUAGAGGAUGGACCAGAACCAAGACCAGAACUAGAAGGAGAUUCAAGAACAUUCAGACUGCUGCUAGACCCUAACCAGUAUAGGUUGGACCUUGACGAAGCCAGCAAAGGAAAAGAGGAUGUAUACGAGACAUUCAACAUCGUUGUACGUCGGAAACCCAAAGAGAACAACUUUAAAGCUGUUUUGGAGACGAUACGAGAGCUGAUGAAUACGGAGUGUGUGGUCCCUGAGUGGCUACAUGAUAUAGUACUGGGGUAUGGUGACCCUGGACAGGCGCACUACACCAGAAUGCCCAACGAGAUCCCGACCCUGGACUUCAACGACACGUUCCUGGAUAUGGAACAUUUGCGGAACAGUUUUCCGGGACACGAGAUAAAGGUACAGACAGAUGACCCGCGGAAACUCGUCCGACCAUUCAAGUUGACUUUCGAGAACGUUCUACGUAAACAACGAGGUGAGACAGAUAUGGAUGAAGAUGAACCGAAGAAGGUUAUAGUGGUCGAACCUCACGUGCUGCCCAAGAGAGGGCCGUACCUGUACAAUGAACCUAAAAAGAACAACAUUCUGUUCACGCCGACCCAAGUUGAAGCGAUAAGGUCAGGAAUGCAGCCGGGACUUACAGUUGUAGUGGGACCUCCCGGGACAGGUAAAACUGACGUCGCGGUCCAGAUAAUAUCGAACUUGUACCAUAACUUUCCGUCCCAGAGGACGUUAGUAGUGACGCACAGCAACCAAGCUCUCAACCAGCUGUUCGAGAAGGUUGCUGAGCUGGAUGUAGACGAGAGGCACCUGCUGCGUCUUGGACACGGUGAGGAGGCCCUGCAGACCGACAAGGACUUCUCCAGGUAUGGUCGUGUGAAUUAUGUGCUGGCAAAGCGUUUGGAGCUUCUAGGCCAAGUGUCACGUCUUCAAACGACGCUAGGUGCGGGGGGUGAGGCUGGCGGCGCGGGAGGGGAGGCUGGGGCCACAUGCGAGCUGGCACACCACUUCCACGUAUACCACGUGAAGCCAAGAUGGGAAACCUUCCUCAGGACAUGCGAAAGAGAUCAGAAAAAGUCGGUAGAAACCAUCAGUAAAGAGUUCCCAUUCCACGAGUUCUUCGACGGUGCUCCCAAGCCGCUGUUCCCGGGGAAAUCUUACGAUGAAGAUAUGGAGAUUGCACUGAGUUGCUAUAGAUACAUCCAUCACAUCUUCGAGGAGUUAGAGGAGUUCCGCGCCUUCGAACUGCUGAGGUCGGGUCUGGACCGCUCCAAGUACCUACUAGUGAAGGAAGCGAAGAUCAUAGCUAUGACUUGUACACACGCAGCGCUCAAACGAUCCGAACUAGUACAAAUGGGUUUCAAAUACGACAACAUUCUAAUGGAAGAGUCCGCACAGAUUCUUGAAAUAGAAACCUUCAUACCACUUCUGCUACAAAACCCACAAGAUGGUAGGUCGCGUUUGAAGAGGUGGAUCAUGAUUGGAGAUCACCACCAAUUACCACCGGUGGUAAAAAACAUGGCUUUCCAAAAGUAUUGUAAUAUGGAACAAAGUCUAUUUACAAGGAUGGUGAGACUUGGAGUUCCUUACGUGGAGUUAGAUGCUCAGGGAAGAGCCAGAUCUAGUAUCUGUAAUCUGUAUCGUUGGCGUUAUCGUAACCUGGGAGACCUACGACACGUCUGUCAACUGCCAGAGUACCGCGCGGCCAACGCCGGUCUUAGACAUGACAUACAACUUAUUAAUGUAGACGACUUUAAUGGAGCCGGCGAGACAGAACCCAGCCCGUACUUCUAUCAGAAUUUGGCAGAAGCAGAAUAUGUAGUAGCAGUGUUUAUGUACAUGCGUCUGAUAGGCUGGCCGGCUGAGAAGAUCUCAAUCCUCACUACAUACAACGGACAGAAACAUCUCAUUAGAGACGUUAUUAACAAGCGGUGUGCUGAUAACCCGCUCAUUGGAAGACCGCAUAAGGUGACGACAGUAGAUAAGUAUCAAGGUCAACAGAACGACAUCGCUCUCAUAUCACUAGUGCGGACCAAGGCUGUGGGUCACGUGAGGGAUUUGAGACGUCUCAUAGUAGCGACCUCUAGGGCUCGCCUCGGACUGUACAUCUUCGCUAGGGCCAGCCUUUUCAGGAACUGCUUUGAAUUGCAGCCUACAUUCAAUCAGUUAUUAGAGCGUCCCUUACAACUGGAAUUGAUCCCUGGUGAGUCAUAUCCAGCUCAAAGGACGCUGGGUGCUGCUGUACCCGAGGAGAUGGUGUUGCGAGUGAUGGACAUGCCUCAUAUGGCGAGAUACGUGUACGAUAUGUACAUACAGACAGUCAGGGACUCAGCUCAGGAUUCUACAUGGAGUGCCCCGGGGUCUGAUCGUUCAGCUCGCUCCAAGGAAGCGGACCACCACGUGGCUGUCCACCCGGGGGGUGACAGUGAUGAUGAGGACUCUACCACCUUCCAACCUACAGAUAUAGUCAACGAGAUCGACGAACAGGAAUGA
This is a messenger RNA of Danaus chrysippus (African queen), 3393 nucleotides long. The record is from the annotation of a GenBank genome assembly. Lineage: Eukaryota; Metazoa; Arthropoda; Insecta; Lepidoptera; Nymphalidae.